AUGCCUCUCCUUCGCAGACUUUCUUCAAGCUUCAAGAAGAACAAACAUGGCCACACCAAUGGCAUCAAGAACGGCGCUACCAAUGGACACUUGACGCCUGUCGACGAAUCGCAUACUACGGAAACGCAUGAAACUACCCCAGGAAGCUCUGUGGCCCAGAGCCUCGCAAAGACCAAGGACGUAGAGAGAAAUGGAUCUCAUACCCAGUCCAUGCCUCCGCCGCCAGCAGAACCAGCUUCCUCGAAUACGGAUGGUCCUGCGUCCCGAAAAGACGUUGAAGAUGUCUUCCAGCAAUUUGCACAGCUGAUACACGCCUCCCGACGUCCACUUCCCACACAGUCGGGAGAUGGUCAGUAUCUCGAGAAGCAGGAAUCAUCCGGUUUCCUGGCAGAUCUCAAGUCCCUUGGUUUGAAAGACGUCAGGACUGUCUCACAUAUGCUGGAGGACAAGGCGAGCGGGAAGCCACAAGAUGACCGCAAGAUGCACAUGGAGGAGAUUAUGCAACUGAUUGCCGCUCUUCCAGAUCACUCUGCAAACAGAGUUCAACUGACUGGAACUCUUCUGGAUGUGCUGUGGAAUUCCUUGCAGCACCCCCCAAUGUCCUAUCUUGGGGAUGAAUUUCGGUACAGGUCGGCAGAUGGAUCGAACAAUUCAUACAUUUUUCCCAAGCUAGGUGCGGCCAACACACCGUAUGCUCGCUCGGUGUCUCCGGUGACAAUACAGCCUGGAGCUCUUCCCGAUCCUGGUCUGCUCUUCGACUCUCUGAUGGCACGAGAGGAGUUCAAACCACACCCGAACAAAGUGUCGAGCAUCUUUUUCAACUGGGCAUCUUUAAUCAUUCAUGACCUCUUUCAGACCGAUCACCAGGACUACAGUAUCAGCAAAACAUCUAGUUACCUCGACUUAUCGAUCCUCUACGGAGACACUCAAGAGGACCAGGACAACAUGAGAACCUUCAAGGACGGCAAGAUCAAGCCGGAUUGUUUUGCCGAAGAGAGGCUACUGGCCUUUCCUCCUGCUUGUGGCGUGAUGUUGAUUAUGCUGAACCGUUUCCACAACUAUGUCGUUGAUCAACUUGCCUUAAUCAAUGAGAAUGGGCGAUUCAAUAAGCCGUCGAGUAAGUUACCGUCGGAAGCAGCGAGCAGAGCAUGGGAAAAGUACGACAAUGAUCUUUUCCAGACUGGUAGGCUGAUCACAUGUGGACUCUACAUCAACAUUACUUUGUACGACUACCUCCGGACGAUUGUCAACCUUAACAGGACCAACAGUACUUGGACACUGGAUCCGCGGCUAGACAAGCCGAAGACAUUCGGGAGUGAUGGCACUCCGCGUGGAGUGGGCAAUCAAGUCAGCGCCGAGUUUAGCCUGUCGUACAGGUGGCAUUCGUGUAUUGGCCAGACAGACGAGGCGUGGACAGAGGCCGUGUAUCAGGAGCUGUUUGGCAAAGCACCUGACGAGGUCUCACUGCAGGAGCUCAUGGUCGGCUUGGGCAAAUACGACCACGAAAUACCAGAAGAUCCUCUGAAACGACCGUUUGCGCAUCUGAAGCGCGGUGACGAUGGUAAAUUCGAUGAUGGAGACCUCGCAAAAAUUAUGCAAACAGGCGUUGAAGAGGUUGCGGGUGCUUUUGGAGCUCGCAAUACUCCAAAGUGUCUUCGCGCCAUCACCGUUCUCGGAAUCAUGCAAGGCAGAGCUUGGAAUCUCUGCACACUCAACGAGUACCGGAAAUUCUUUGGCCUGAAGACUUACGACACCUUUGAGGAGGUGAACCCCGAUCCCUAUAUUUCGGAACAGUUGAAACACCUCUAUGAGCAUCCUGACUUCAUCGAGCUAUAUCCUGGUCUCGCUGUCGAAGAAUACAAACAGCCCAUGGUUCCGGGAGUUGGGAUUUGUCCCACCCACACCAUCUCUCGUGUUGUUCUCUCAGAUGCCGUUGCUUUGGUGCGGGGAGACCGAUUCUAUACCCUCGACUACAACCCUAAGAACUUGACGAACUGGGGGUUCAAUGAGGUUGCUUUUGACCUGAGUGUCAAUCAAGGCUGUGUCUUUUACAAACUACUCCUCCGUGCUUUGCCGAACCAUUUCAAGCCCAACAGCAUUUAUGCCCACUAUCCCAUGACGAUUCCAAGCGAAAAUGCAAAGAUCAUGAAGGACCUUGGCCGAUAUCACGACUACGACUGGAGCACGCCGACGUAUAUACCCACAAGAGUAAACUUGACAUCCUACCAAAGUGCAAAAUACCUGCUAGAGCGCCCUCAAGACUUUACUGUCAUGUGGAACGACGGUUUGGGUUUUGUCAUGGGUAAAGGGGGCGAAAAGUUCUGUUUGGGCGGUGACACCCGUCUGCAUCGCAAGCAACGUGAGCUUAUGCAUGGUUUGCUAUAUCGUGAAAAGUGGCACGAACACGUCAAAGCAUUUUACCAGGAUAUCACACUUCGACUGUUGCACGAGAAAAGCUGCAAGAUUGCCAAUGUCAACCAAGUCGACCUGACGAGAGACGUGGGAAACCUUGCGCACGUUCACUUUGCCGCCAACAUUUUCGCUCUCCCAUUGAAGACACAUAAGAACCCAGGUGGGAUUUUCAGCGAACAAGAGCUAUGGAUGGCGAUGUGUGUUAUUUUCACAGCCAUAUUCUUCGACUUUGAGCCGACCAAGUCUUUCCAGUUGCGGUUGGUGGCAAGAAAGCUGGCCAACAUGCUCGGAAAGUUGAUCGAGAUGAAUGUCAAAUCGGUCACUGCAACCUCAUUUGCAUCGAAGCUGUUUGACAGCUUCCGUGAGAAUGACAAUGCUUUGGCAGAGUACGGAGUCCAUAUGAUUCGCCGCCUGAGCGAGUCCGGCAUGAGCACGUACGACAUGGCUUUCAGCCAGAUCAUGCCAACUGCGACCGCCAUGGUUCCCAAUCAAUCUCAAGUGUUCAGUCAGGUCAUGGACUACUACCUUGGCGACGAAGGUAUUGAAUACCUCCCGGACAUUCAACGCCUCGCAAGGAUCGACAGCAAAGAGUCUGACGAAAAGCUUCUUCGCUAUGUCAACGAGGGCAUCCGUCUGAAUGGAACCUUUGGCAGUUAUCGUCGCAGUGAGGUCAACCAUGUCUUCAACGAUGGCAACCGUCAAGUCACGGUCAAACCUGGUGACAAGGUGUUUUGCAGUUUUGUCGCUGCAGCACGCGACCCCAGCAUCUUUCCAGACCCAGAUCGUGUCCGCCUGGACAGGCCAAUGGAUUCCUACAUCCACUAUGGCAUUGGAGACCAUACCUGCCUUGGUAAAGAUGCGAGCAUGGUUGCACUUACCGCCAUGCUGCGCACGGUUGGACAACUCAACAACCUACGACGGGCUCCUGGCCCUCAAGGUCAGCUAAAGAAGGUUCCGAGGGAGGGAGGCUUCUACGUCUACAUGCGAGAAGACCAAAGCUCCUACUUUGUCUUCCCCUGCACAUUCAAGGUUCAUUUCGAUGGGCCGCUACCAGCACUUCGAAGCUCAACGACAAAGUAA
This is a messenger RNA of Exophiala spinifera, 3492 nucleotides long. RefSeq lists its product as uncharacterized. The transcript is spliced from 4 exons. The coding region runs from base 1 to 3492 and encodes 1163 amino acids. Gene Ontology annotation, biological process: response to oxidative stress. Lineage: Eukaryota; Fungi; Ascomycota; Eurotiomycetes; Chaetothyriales; Herpotrichiellaceae. The record is from RefSeq and is a predicted model, not a curated record. Gene Ontology annotation, molecular function: monooxygenase activity; oxidoreductase activity, acting on paired donors, with incorporation or reduction of molecular oxygen; iron ion binding.